UUGUAAGAUGUGGCAGGCAUCAACAACUGGGCAGAGGAGCACACCCGGUGUGCGUGUGUGUGUGUGUGUGUGUGUGUGUGUGUGUGUGUGUGUGUGUGUGUGUGUGUGUGUGUGUGUGUGUGUGUGUGUGUGUGUGUGUGUGUGUGUGUGUGUGUGUGUGUGUGUGUGUGUGUGUGUGUGUGUGUGUGUGUGUGUGUGUGUGCGUGUGUGCGUGUGUGCGUGUGUGUGUGUGUGUGUGUGUGGAGGGGGGGCAGUGCUAGUGAGAGAGGCUGUAGUAAUGUGCUGUGGUGAAUGUGAACUCAGCAAACCACCAUGGAACCUUCUAGACUGCUUUACACAACUUCUACCAUAUCCUGUUAAGUGUAGUGGCGGUGGCUGGCUGUGUGUGUGAAUGUCUGUUCCCAUGGCGCAGCGGGAGACAGGCGGCACCAGUCCGGUGGUCCGGCAGAUCGACAAACAGUUCCUGGUCUGCAGCAUCUGUCUAGACCACUACCACAAUCCUAAAGUCCUGCCCUGCCUGCACACCUUCUGUGAGAACUGUUUACAGAACUACAUCCCUGCAGAGUCUCUGACGUUGUCGUGUCCUGUGUGUCGACAGACGUCCAUCCUACCAGAGAAAGGAGUAUCCGCUCUACAGGACAACUUCUUCAUCACUAACCUCAUGGAGGUCCUCCAGAGGGAUCCAGAGUGUUCAAGACUUGAAGCCUGUAGUGUCCUGGAGUCAGUUAAUGCUGCUGCUGCAGGGAAACCCCUCUGUUGCCCCAACCACGAGGGCAAGGUAAUGGAGUUCUACUGCGAGUCGUGUGAGACCGCAAUGUGUCUGGAGUGUACAAAGGGAGAGCACAGAGAGCAUGUGACCGUCCCUCUGAGGGAUGUCCUGGAGCAGCACAAAACACAAUUAAAGACACAGCUAGACGCCAUACGCAAUAGACUGCCCCAGCUAACAGCAGCUAUAGAGCUGGUAGGGGAGAUCUCCAAGCAGCUGACAGACAGGAAGAACGAGGCGGUGACUGAGAUCAGCAGUACCUUCGAGGAGCUGGAGAGGGCGCUACAGCUCAGGAAGACAGCCCUCAUCAAUGACCUAGAGAACAUAUACGGCGCCAAGCAGAAGGUGCUGCAGGCCCAGCUCUCCUCUCUCCUCCAGGGGAAGGACCACAUACAGAGCAGCUGUAAUUUUACUGAACAGGCCCUGAGCCACGGCAGCGCCACAGAGGUACUGAUGGUGCAAAAACAGAUGAGUGAGCGGGUUUCUGCCAUGGCCCGUCACGACUUCCCUGAACAGCCUCACCAGAACGCACACCUGGACUGUCAGGUGGAGACAGAGGGCCUGCGUCGCUCCCUCCAGAACCUGGGCGUCCUCAUUACUACGGCAGCCGUAGGCCACACCUCCGUCGCCACGGGAGAGGGACUACGCCACGCAGCGACCGGACAACAUGUCAGCGUCACCGUGACGACCAAAGACAAGGACGGCGAGCUGGUGCGGACAGGGAACGCGGCGCUGAGGGCCAAUAUCACGCCGGUUGCCGACGGAAGCCGAGUUGUCACGGAACCGGAGGUGACGGACAACAAGAACGGGACGUACGAGGUGGGAUACACGCUACGGUCCGAGGGGGAGUUCUCCUUCGCUUUGUCCCUCUACGGCCAGCCGGUACGCGGCAGUCCCUUCCGGCUGCAGGCGGUCAAGCCCUCGGACGUGCUGCAGUCUCCGGACGACGUGAAGAGGAGGCUGAAGAGUCCUGGCGGGACAGGGGGUCAUGUCAGACAGAAGGCUGUGAGGAGACCCUCCAGCAUGUUCAGCACUAAAAAGAAGGAAAACCCCAUCGAGGAUGAACUCAUCCACAGAGUCGGUACGCGAGGGAGGGAGAAGGGAGAGUUUACCAACCUGCAAGGGAUCUCAGCCUCCAGCAACGGCAGAGUGGUGGUAGCAGACAGUAACAACCAGUGUAUACAGGUGUUCUCCAAUGACGGGCAAUUCAAAAUGAGGUUUGGGGUCAGAGGUCGGUCGCCGGGGCAACUGCAGCGACCCACGGGCGUUACCGUGGAUGUGAACGGUGACAUCAUCGUGGCCGACUACGACAACCGAUGGGUCAGCAUCUUCUCCUCCGAUGGGAAGUUCAAGAAUAAGAUCGGGGCGGGGCGUCUGUUGGGCCCUAAGGGCGUGGCGGUGGACAGGAACGGACACAUCAUCGCCGUGGACAACAAGGCCUGCUGCGUCUUCAUCUUCCAGUCUAACGGGAAGCUGGUCACCAAGUUUGGCGCCAGGGGGACGUCCGAGAGACAGUUUGCAGAAAAAAGUGGUGCACAUUUAAAUAGAUCUGGCCCAGUGUUCAGUCCACACUUUGUUGCGGUGAACAACAAGAAUGAAAUCGUUGUCACAGAUUUCCACAAUCAUUCUGUAAAGGUGUACAGUGCAGACGGUGAGUUCCUGUUUAAGUUUGGUUCCCAUGGCGAGGGGAACGGCCAGUUCAAUGCCCCCACCGGAGUUGCCGUGGACACAAAUGGGAACAUCAUCGUGGCCGACUGGGGCAACAGCCGCAUACAGGUAUUUGACAGCGCUGGUUCCUUCCUGUCAUAUAUCAACACAUCAGCUGACCCUCUUUACGGCCCCCAGGGUCUGACCCUCACCUCUGAUGGACACGUGGCCGUAGCCGAUUCUGGAAACCACUGCUUCAAGAUCUACCGCUACCUACAAUGACAGGGAGAUGGAAGGAUCGGGAGGAUGGAGGGAGAGAGAGACAUGUAGCCAUGGCUGACUCUUCAAAGGUUUGAGGGAUAGAUGGUAGGAGGGGUGGACAGAUGGAGGGACAGAGAGGUGGACACAUGGACCGACAGAACCACUGCUUCAAGGCCUACUGCUUCCUACAGUAGGAUGGAUGGAUGGAUGGAGAGUUGGACAGACCGAAGCACGGUUCUUAUACUACUACCUACAGUAGAGGGACUGCCAGUUGGGACUCUCAACCUGCAGCUUUACCUUGUUCCCCGUAUGCCACUUUCUGCACAUUCCAUUCUGCCAAACUCUCCAGCCAGACAAGGGAAAACUGAACUCUCCUUUAGGAGGCUGGAGUGGAAUGGAAAAUACGACUUUAUCAUAGGUGAAUCAGAUAAAUAUUUGACAACAGGAAAGUUAAUACGUCCAUACUCCAGGAAACAGUGUUAAUAUGUCCAUACUCCAUACCCUGUUUGUGUCUAUUCCAUCAGGGACCACUUUGGAAACAAGUGGAAUCGAUUUAGCGUGUUAUCCCCUUGGGUUGUAGUCAGUCAUCUUUUACCAUUACAUCUAAAGGAGCGUUACAUCUGCCAUUUUGUGCGAUCUAUAACCUUAAAUAGAUGUACAUAAUGUAUAUCUUU
Molecule: messenger RNA, 3348 nt
Organism: Salvelinus fontinalis (brook trout)
Lineage: Eukaryota; Metazoa; Chordata; Actinopteri; Salmoniformes; Salmonidae
Product: tripartite motif-containing protein 3-like
Exons: 16
Coding region: 392-2695 (767 amino acids)
Biological process (GO): negative regulation of translation; protein polyubiquitination; proteasome-mediated ubiquitin-dependent protein catabolic process
Molecular function (GO): zinc ion binding; protein binding; ubiquitin protein ligase activity
Source: RefSeq, a predicted model, not a curated record